Molecule: messenger RNA, 1734 nt
Organism: Aureobasidium musti
Lineage: Eukaryota; Fungi; Ascomycota; Dothideomycetes; Dothideales; Saccotheciaceae
Source: the annotation of a GenBank genome assembly
AUGCCCCGCAAACGCGUGAAUCCUCAGGAGCCUCCGCGAAAACGCAACAGGACUGGUUGCAACAAAUGUCGCUCUCGCAAAGUUCGCUGUGACGAGCAGAAACCCGUCUGCGGCCAAUGUCGUGCCAAGGGGUUUGAUUGUGAGACGAGCAUCAAGCUCAAAUGGGAGCAAGACUAUACCAGUGCUGGAAGAGCAUUUGGUAGAGCUGGCUUGUGGAGCAAGAAGGCCGCCGAGAAAGCCGAUGCUUCUUCGCCAUGUAUCCAUGUUUCAGAGGACGAAGUAUCUUGGAUUCAGAUUCCUCUGAUUACUGCAUACAGCUUCGUCAACGCUACGGUAGGGAAUGUCGAACAGCUUACAACUUUGGACAACCUCGCAUUGGAAGCUACGCCAGUCUUGGAUGUCGUUCGUGCCAACGAUCGCGACGAUACCUCCAGCACUGCUUCGCUAUCACCAUGGCUUUCUGCAAGACAACCUGUCUUUCUACCCCGUCAACACUCCAUACCAUCUGCUUUACCAAUGCUGCCUAAUCUCCCUAGCCCCAUGCACUCCAAUCUACUCUCAUAUUACCUGGAAAAGAUAUGUCCCAUCACCGUUCCGAGUUCUGUCAAUAAAUCACCAUUUGCCAAUCUCAUUCUUCCGUUCUCUAUCUCAUCUUCUCCUGCUGUCUUGGAGGCUCUGCUUGCUCUCGCCGCCUGCCAUAGAUCAAAGAAGGAUAGCGCUUUUCGUUCAACCUCAUUGAGAUUGGGAGACAAUGUUCUUCGCACGCUACGUGGAAGGCUCGGCACUGAGGACCCUCUGAAAGUGGCCAUGGAUCCCGAAACACUGGUCAUCAUGAUGAUUUUGUGUCAGUACGAAAUCAUCAACGAGUGCGACAAACGCUGGGUUGUCCAUCUCAAAGGAGCUCGAGAUCUCAUCCGAGUUAGAAGAAAUGCUCAAAUCUAUCUUCCAGCUGGACAAUCUUCCAAUGAGCUUGUCGAGUUCACUGAGAAGUACUUUGCUUUUCAAGAUGUUAUUGGGCGAACGGCAUGUGGCGAGGAGCCAAUCUUUGGCAGUGACUUUUGGACAUCACAAGGCGAAGACACCGAUGCCUGGCUUGGCUGCUCUGCUGGUCUCGUGUCCAUCUUGUGCGAGAUUACUGAGUUGAGUCGCAAACAUCGAUCACGCCCGGGCAUAUGUCUUCUACCCGACUUUCAAUACCAGGCAGCAUCUUUGGAGCGCCGACUCUCUAGUCUAAGACAGAGGGUCUUCGACGAAGAAGAUGAUCUNUUACAACUCUCUGCCGAGCUGAAAAGACUGGCAGCUGAGCUUUACCUGCAUUGUGCUCUCAAUGGUGCAACCCCAGCAAUGCCUCUUGUUGUUGGGCAUGUACAACAGAUCCUCCGUCUUGUCUCAGUCCUCCUUGAGCAUGGAGUACUUGCUGGUUUGAGCUGGCCUCUNUUUGUUGCUGCCGUUGAGCUCGAUCCUAUGGAAGACCUUGAGUGGGCCGAGAGACAAGAUCUACCCGAUGAGGUGCCAAACUACGCUCGACCCUUUGUUCUGUAUGCUUUGGACCGCUUAGGUGGAUCUAACGCCAUUGCCAAUAUAGCCAAGACAAGGUCUGUUAUCGAGAGAGUAUGGCUAACCAGGAGUCACGAUGAGAUCUCUGACACACAAGUGGAANNGGGACUUGAAAAGGGUCAGAAUGAUUGGGAACGCUACGUUGCUCCAUUGUGUGGUGGUUUGAGCCUUGCCUGA